This is a messenger RNA of Dunckerocampus dactyliophorus (ringed pipefish), 5899 nucleotides long. RefSeq names its product inactive dipeptidyl peptidase 10. Gene Ontology annotation, molecular function: serine-type peptidase activity; dipeptidyl-peptidase activity. Gene Ontology annotation, biological process: proteolysis. Lineage: Eukaryota; Metazoa; Chordata; Actinopteri; Syngnathiformes; Syngnathidae. The transcript has 25 exons. The record is from RefSeq and is a predicted model, not a curated record. Bases 243 to 2621 code for a protein of 792 amino acids.
UGGGGAAAUGAAUGAAGAAGAGUCCGCGGCGAAUGAGAGACGAAGGGGAGGUGAUGAGGAGGGUGCACACCAGCACCAGCAGCAUCAUCAGCAUCCGAGUGAGGACUGGAGGACAAGAACUUGUAAGAAGCGGAGCUUGCAGGAGACACCAGUGCAGAUAGAUCGAUGCUCGGCGCCCUCUGAGAGCACACAAACACACAGAAAGAGCGCGGCUGCGGACGUUUUGGAGGAAAGACGACACGAUGAUUGCCACAACUCAACAAAACAUGACCACGGAGCUGGAGCUGGGGAGCUCGGACGGGCCCCCGCGGAACUGGAAGGGCAUCGGGAUCGCCAUGAUGGUCAUCCUGGCUGUCAUGUCUUUGGUCAUUCUCUCCGUCGUCCUGCUCACCCCUGAUGAAUCGCACUUGUUACGCCGCUCCCUUUUCACCAUGGACGACCUGGAGAGUGACGGGUUCAAGGUUCACGACCCCAGUGUGGCCUGGCUGAGCGAUAACGAAGUGGCUCUCCGCACCAGAGAGGGUCACAUCCUGACCUUCAGCCUCAACAACAACCUGACCACCACCCUGCUGGACAACACCUCACUGGACCUGACCGCCACCAAAUUCCAAGUGUCGGCAGACCAGAGCUUUGUACUCCUGGCGUACAACAUUCAAGCGGUGUUCUCUCAGUCCUUCACAGCGUCCUAUGCCACCUACAGUGUGGCCACUGGGGAUCUGCUGGAGCUGAGGCCACCACAGAAGGAGAAAGCCGUGUUGCAGUACGCUUCCUGGGGGCCUCAGGGGAACCAGCUGGUGUUUUUCCUUGACGGGGACAUCUUCUACAAGCCCGGCGUGAGCAGCCAAGCCCUGCGUCUCACGUCCACUGGAGGUCAGCACAGUCGUGUGCUCAACGGGCUCUCGGACUGGACUUAUGAAGAGGAAGUGCUGCUGUCAUAUGUCGCCCACUGGUGGUCUGUGGACGGCGCCCGGCUGGCGUACCUCAGCAUCAACAACUCGGCCACGCCUUUUGUGGAAAUACCAAAAUUUCUAGGCGGUCUGUACCCCUCCAACGCCGUCUUCCCCUACCCCAAGGCUGGCUCCAGCAUCCCAUCAGUCAGCCUGUUGGUGGUAAACUUGUACGGUCCGGCCCACACGGUGGAGAUGACGCCCCCCGAUUCUGUGAGGACCAGAGAAGGCUACAUCUCCAUGGUGACGUGGACCAGCAGCACCCGCCUGGCGGUCCGCUGGCUGAACCGGGCCCAGAACCAGUCGGUGCUGUGCGUGUGCGAGGCCACCACAGGGGCGUGCUCGGAGAAGCACAAAGUGUCCUUGGAUAUAAUGCACAGGCAGGCGCAGGACGUCCCCCUGUUCUCUGAGGACGGCGCCACGUUCUACGCCAUCCUGCCAGCCAAGCAGGGCGCCCGAGGAGAGUUUGGCCACGUCGCCGCUCUGUCAGCGCAGACCACCGUCUCCUCCGUCCCUGCUCGCUUUUUGACAUCUGGUAACUGGGAUGUCACCUCGCUCUGCGCCCUGGACGACAAGGCUGGAAAGAUCUAUUUCUUAAGUACAGAGGAGUCCCGACAAAGACGACACCUUUACAGCGUGGACGUGGAUGGUGCGUAUGAGCGCCAGUGCAUCACCUGUAACCUCCUCGAUGAGUGCCACUUCUUUGACGCCCAUUUUAGCCCCAAUCGCACCCACGUCGUCCUCCGAUGCCUGGGCCCAGGGAUUCCCAAAGUGACAGUCCACAGCAUAAAGGACCCUUCCAGAUACGUGGUCUUGGAGGACAACAGUCCCCUGUCCAAAGCGCUGGAGGACAAGCAUCUCCCCGAGACACUGUUCCGGACCCUUUCAGCUGACAGCCACGACGUGCACCUGAAGCUAUCUUUACCUCAAGGUUACGAGGCCAACCUGCACCCGCUGCUCGUCAUUGUAGACGGCCUUCCCAGUCAUCAGUCGGCGACGGAGGAGUUCUCCCUGGGCUGGCCUCAGGUCCUCUCCAGCGCCCACGGUGUGGCAUUAGCCUGGGUGGACAGCAGGAGCGGGGCCGGGCGCGGACAAAAGGCUGCCGCCAUCAAAAAGCUCGGCCCGCUUCAUGUCAGAGACCACCUGGAAGUCGUAGAGUUGUUGAUGAAGAUGCCCUACAUUGACCACCGCCGCAUGGCCCUCUAUGGAAAGGCCUUUGGUGGACAUCUCACCCUGAAAAUGUUGGCGGCAACAGAGAAGCUCUUCCAGUGCUCAGCUGCCGUGGCCCCAAUCACAGACUUCAGGCUUUAUAACGCCGCAUUCUCGGAGCGGUAUCUUGGCCUCCCGACGAAGGAGGAGCACGUUUACGCGACCGCCUCUCUGCUGGAGGAUGUCAGCAAACUGAAAGAUGAAAACUUUCUCAUCCUCCACGGAACGGCAGACGCGAGGGUACAUUUCCAGCAGAGCGCUGAGCUCCUGAGCCGCCUAGUGAGGGUGGAGGCCAACUACUCCCUGCAGCUCUACCCGGACGAGGGCCACACGCUGAGGGAACCGCGCAGCAUCCAGCACUUCCAGCGCACGCUGCUCAACUACUUCCUCAACUGCUUCAAGUAUAGCGUCCUAUUGGAUGCCGCCGAGGAAGAGGAGGAGGAGGAGGAGGAGGAUGAUGACUGAGGACUUUGGGAGGACUAUUGGAGCAGCGGAGGUGUGGUGCCGGACUACCAGGCUCAAGAGUACAGGAAUGGGGACCAAACACUCUUAGCUCCUACAGCUUCCACAAAACUGGAGGAACUUCACAUGUUAUUGCACACAAUUGUUUCUGCUCCAAAAAAAACAUCUUUAGUUACAAAAUACGCUGGAUGUAGUACAAAGGAGUAUUUGGGCCAUACUGAAAAGACCAAAAAUGAUAUACUUUGAGAACAAAAUUAUAAACUUGCAGGAUUAAAAUGUGUAUUUUCUUUUUUUUUUUUUUAGAAAAAAAGCAAUUUUUUAGAGGACAGAUGUUUUUUCUUGGAAAAAAGGUGUAAUAUUACGAGAAUAAAGUGGUAUUUGUUUAUUCUUAGACAAAUAGAAUAAAAUAUAUAAUACUAUUAUAUAUUAUAUUAUUAUACUUUUUUUCUUUUCUUGUGUUAUUUUUUUUUUUAUAAAUAAAUAUACAAUUAUUUCUCCGAAACACACAACUUAUACUGUUAGGGUGUUUUUCUAAAAAAAAAAAAAAUACUUUUUUCCUCAAAAACAUUUUUUUCUUAGAUUUUGGUAGAAAAUAUACCUUUGCCAAAAUAUACAACUUUAAUGUCGUACUCCUAUGACUUAUUUUCUCAAAAACAGUAUUUUUCUUCUCAAAAAUAAAUGUUAAUCACGUAAAGUUAGGACUUUAUGCUCAGAAAAAAUACCACUUUUUUUCUUAAAAAUAUUCAACGUUUUUUUGGAAAAAAGAAAUCAUUUUUUGUAAACAAUUAUUUCUCUGAAAUGCACAAAAAAAAUUGGUGAAAUAGUAAUUUUCUUCUUGAAAAUGUACAACUUUCAUCUUUUAGGACUUUAUUCUCUGGAGAAAUACCACUUUUGUCCCUAAAAAAUAUACAACCUUUUUCUCGGAAAAAAAAAAAAUCACUUUUUUGAACAAAAUAUACAAUUAUUUCUCCAAAAUACACGACUUGAUACAACUGUUUUCAACUGGAAAAAUACCAUUUUUUUCUCCUGUACAACUUUGAUCUUGUAAAGGUAGGAGAUUAUUUUUGGGAAAAAUUCCACUUUUUUUCCCAAAAAAUGUACAACCUUUUUCUUGAAAAAAAUAAAAAAAUAAAAAAAAUUUGUAGAAAGUACACAUUUGCCAAAAUAUACAACUAGAAUGUCGUAAUCUUAAGACUUGUUUGUAGAAAAAUAUUACUUUUUUUCCUCAAAAAUAUACUUUUUUCUCCCAAAAGAUUUUUUUAUAUACAAAAUAUACAUUUCUCUUUAGUUUCUCUUUAGUUUCUCAACUUUAGUUUCGUAAUGAUAUAACUUUGUUCAUGGAAAAUACUACCUUUUAAUCAAAAAAACUUUACUUGUACAAUUAGGACUUAAUCUUGGGAAAAAAAAUAUUUUUUCCUCAAAAAUCUACAACCUUUUUUUUUUUUUUGCAAAAAAUAUACUUUAGCCAAAAUACAAAAUUUUAAUCUCGUAAAGUAGGACUUUAUUCUCUUGACGAAAAAUAGCACUUUUUUUCUCAAAAAUAUACAACCUUUUUCUUUUUUGUAAAAAAAAAAAAAAAUAUCCAAUUAUUUCUCCCAAAUACAUAACUUUGACUUUUGUGACUUUUUUUUCUGGAAAAUUACUAUUUUUCUUGAAGAUAUACAGCUUUAAUUAUGUAAUUAGGAAUUGAUUUUAUAGUUUAAAAAAAACUGUUUUUCCCCAAAAAUAUACAAUCCUUUUCCCCCAAAAAAUGUUUUGGGUAAAAGAAAAUGUAUAAUUAUUUAUCAAAAAUAUACAACCUUAGUGUGUAAUGUAAUGACUUUUUUUUCUAGAAAAAUACGACUUAUUUCUCAAAAAUAUACAACUUUAAUUUACUGCUUUCAUGAAAAGUAAAACUUUUUUGAAAAUGGCCAACUUUAAUCUUGUAACGUUAGGACAUUAUUCUGAAAACAUUUUUUUUAAAUGUCGUCAAAAAUACACCACCAUUUUCUCCCUUCCAAAUUUUUUUGGGGUUAAAAAAAUAUAAAUUGUUAACAAAAAUAUACAACUUUAAUCUCCUAAAUUCAUGACAUAUAUUUAAAAAAACAUCUUUUUUUCUCAAAAAAAAAUACAAAUUUAAUGUAGCAAUGUUACAACUUUUAUCUUAAAAGAAUACAACUUUUUUGUCUCAAAAAUAUAUUUAACUUUUUUUUUUAAUUGUUAUUCUUUUAAGGGUAUCCUUUAUUGUCGUUAUUGUUUUUUUUUCAGUAGCGAGCUUGUAAUACUCCUUUGUAAUACAAAAAGUGAAGGCGCCUUCGUUAAAGUACUACUAAUGUAAUUUUUUUAACCCGCGUGUUGGGUCAAGGAGGACGAAUAAACAAUUUGAGCAAAACAAUGAGCAAUGUGGAAAAACCUCCAUCCAAAAUCCACCAAAUCAACAAAAUUAUGACUUCACUGGAAAAAAAAAAAUUUUUGAAAGAUUUUGCAUUUUUAAUAUUUCCCUCCUGAACAGAUUUAUUUCUUUUUCAGUAGGACUGUACACAAAAUAAUUCACAUAAUUAUUUGGCCAGGUUUUUGAAAUUAAUUCUAAUGAUGUCAUUAAAAAAAAAUGUAAUUUGAUUUUAACAGUGGUGCGUUCACAAGCCGCGGUAUCCCCACGGUUUGAUGCAGGCUGACGAUUGUGCCAAAUGUUUCCAGGUUUCCCCCGUGUACAUACAGGCAUGUGAAGUAGUUUGCAUUUUUCUGUGUUAAAAAAAAACAACAAAAAGUCAUCACUCGACUCACUCGGCUGGUUCCACGCUCAAGCGCGAGUGCUGUGGUAUGACUGCUCUUUUUGUACAGCGUGUUUACGUCUCAAAUGGCGCAUAAUGGCACGCUUGAUGGACUUUACCGACUGGUUUGACGACGUGCGACAGCGUUGGGAUUGUUUACACAGCAAGGCCGUGAGCCUUCUGAGGUUUGUCUGUUGUGUACAGAAGGAGAUUGCCUUCACGUUUUGAUACUUUCCGGCAUUUAAAUCUUUUUGCGUAAGUUGAGGUUGUCUUCACUGGCCAUGCAGGUUGUUUGAUGUGGUCAGCGGUCCUUCAGAGUAAAGCUUACUUUGCAUGCCCCCGCCCCGACUUUGCACAGCAAGCGUUUUUAUCCACAAAACCGCCACAAUUAAAAAGAUCAAUUUCUGGUUUUGCAGCAAAAUUGUGCUUCCUCGUUGUCAUUAAUCAUCAGGGGUGUCGAAAGUGCGGCGCAGGGGCCAUUUUCAGCCUGCAAGCUUGUUUUUAUCGGCCCUCCACAUAUUGUAAUAAAUA